This is a messenger RNA of Protopolystoma xenopodis, 666 nucleotides long. Lineage: Eukaryota; Metazoa; Platyhelminthes; Monogenea; Polystomatidea; Polystomatidae. The record is from the annotation of a GenBank genome assembly.
AUGAUGCCACCGUUGGGCUACAACACGGUCGCCGGUACUGGAGCUUGUAUACCUUUAAACGGCACAGUGCUUUUCCCGGCCAGUAUCUUUAAACGAAAUAGCCUUACCUCAGCUGAUCGAGACUCAGGCAAUGGCGACAGCUUGGAUGUCUGCACUCCGAACGGCUUUCCGGCCCCCUCAGCAGGAGGACUACUCGUUCUUAACGGUGUUGGGCAAACACCGAUUGUUCCAGGAACGGUCACCUCCUGUGGGCUUAUAGUCACAGGCAACAACUAUUCAGGUCCAUUCUUCACUGGUUCCAACAAAUCAGUUAUGUUAUCCUCAGCCCGUCAAGCAACGGGCAAUUUAGUUGUUACGUCAGUGAUUGGUGGCCGUACCCUUCAUAAUGAGGAUGAAAUUGUCUCAAGUCAAUUGGAAACUCGAUCAAGGGAAGAUGAUAUAGGUGCUGAAAUAGAUUCUUUGAAACGGGUCAACUUUCAAAAUAUAAACGACAACAGUAAAAUGAGUAGCUUUUCAACUGCUCAAGACAGGGUCUCAUUCGGGGAAGAGGAGACGGCACAAACAAUGGUUAGAAAAACUGGGAAAUUAAAAGAGACUGUAGUAGAUUCAGACAAGGUGGUCACAUUCAGAAGAGCACCAAACGGAAUUGGCUUUUUGCAAAGAUAG